AUGGAGAAGCAACAGUGGCCACUGAUGGAGUACCCAGUGGGCAACAUCACCAAUGAGGACUUCCUGGCCAUGAUAGGCAACGUCUCGGGCCUGGUGGAGCCGACAGGGGGCGCCAAUGACACCCUCAUCAACGCCACCCUGUCGCCAAUCUCCACCACGAGCGCCGCCGCCGUUCCCGGCACCUAUCCCAGCGGCUACACGAUAGCGCACAUCGUGUUCGCCUCCAUCGUGGUCACCAUCCUCAUGGUGAUCAUCGUGGUGGGCAACAUGCUGGUGAUCAUCGCCAUUGCCACGGAGAAGUCGCUGAAGAACAUCCAGAACUGGUUCAUCGCGUCGCUCGCCGUGGCGGACUUCUUCCUCGGCCUCGUCAUCAUGCCCUUCUCGCUGGCCAACGAGCUCAUGGGCUACUGGAUCUUCGGCGCCUGGUGGUGCGACAUCCACUCCGCCAUGGACGUGCUCCUCUGUACGUCCAGCAUCAUGAAUCUGUGCCUGAUCUCCCUGGACAGGUACUGGAGCAUCACGAAGGCCGUGGAGUAUCUCAAGACCAGGACACCCGCGCGCGCCGCCAUCAUGAUCACCGCCGUGUGGAUAAUGUCCGGCCUCAUCUGCAUCCCACCGUUGCUGGGCUGGAAGGCCAAGCAGCCCGAAGGACCCCUGCCGCAGUGCCAGGUGAGCUGA
Phlebotomus argentipes is the source of this 678-nucleotide messenger RNA. RefSeq names its product alpha-2 adrenergic receptor-like. Gene Ontology annotation, biological process: adenylate cyclase-activating adrenergic receptor signaling pathway. Gene Ontology annotation, cellular component: membrane. Gene Ontology annotation, molecular function: G protein-coupled amine receptor activity. The record is from RefSeq and is a predicted model, not a curated record. The transcript has a single exon. NCBI's taxonomy places the organism in Eukaryota, Metazoa, Arthropoda, Insecta, Diptera, Psychodidae. The coding region runs from base 1 to 678 and encodes 225 amino acids.